AUGUUGGGAAACUGUUUCGGCAGUGAUACUCUAAAGAAAACAGCCGUUUAUGAAUGGCAUGAACGCUUCAAAAGUGGUCGUGAGUCCGUCGAGGAUGACGAACGCAAUGGCAGGCCGUCGACAUCAAAAAUCGACGAAAACAUCAAUAAAGUGAGAGAAAUGUUGAUCAAUAACCGCAAAUUAACUAUCAGAGAGCUGGCAGAGGACUUAAACAUUGCUUAUGGAUCCAUUCAGGACAUUGUUAAUGGUUUGGGUUUGUGUGUUGCUGCAAAGUUGGUCCCGAAGGAACUGAAUUUCAUACAAAAAAGGGACCGCGUUGUCAUCGCCAAAGACAUGAUUUCCAAGGCUGAAUCCGAUCCAACAUCAAACGCAUCAUUGGAGACGAGACUGGGUUUAUGA
Molecule: messenger RNA, 399 nt
Organism: Atta colombica
Lineage: Eukaryota; Metazoa; Arthropoda; Insecta; Hymenoptera; Formicidae
Exons: 1
Coding region: 1-399 (132 amino acids)
Source: RefSeq, a predicted model, not a curated record